GGGGGGAUGAAGGCACCAUAUAAUUUUAAUUUUCUCCCUCGCUCCCUAUAAGUAUGUUUGCUUUGCGCUCUUGAAGUUCCACACCCAUAUUUGCCAUAUUCCUCAGUACAUGCAUCCAAGCUCAGUCAUCAUGUCACCACUACCCAUUCUUCUACUCCGUGCCAUCCUGGCCAUCAUUUCCGUGCUCGCAACUUCUCAUCCUCUCGUCAGGCAUUCUUAUGUCAUUGCUAGCAGUAGUUUCAUCGGAAAUUAUGAUCGAACCGCUGCUAGAGGUGAGGUGGAGGCACUCUUGAAAUGGAAAUCCAGCCUCAAAGGCCAAGGCCGUCCUCUCUUGUCCUCGUGGAAUGCUACUAUCCCGUCGUGCAGCUGGGUGGGGAUAUCAUGCGAUAGUUCUCGGAGAAUCGUAAGCCUGAACAUCUCUAGCUAUGACCUCUACGGUACGCUCAGAAACUUCGACUUCUCCUCCUUCCCCGACAUGACCACUCUCGUGCUAGCCAAUAUUUCUCUGUCGGGAACCAUCCCUCCGAGUAUUGGUAACCUUUCCAAGCUCAAUCACCUCGAUUUGCCGCAAAAUCACCUUUCAGGUUCGAUUCCUGAUUCACUCGGAAGGUUGGGCAAUUUAACCAACUUAUCUCUUAAUGAGAACAAUCUCUCUGGCCAAAUUCCUUCUGCCAUAUGCAACUUGAGUAAGCUUAGUGUGCUAUAUUUGAACAAGAAUCAGCUCACUGACUCACUUCCAAGAGAAAUUGGGAAGCUGGAAUCACUAACUGAUUUAAGACUUAUUGAAAACGAGCUCUCUGGCCAUAUUCCUUCCACCAUUGGCGACUUGAGUAAGCUUAGUUUUCUAUAUUUGCACAAGAAUCAACUCACUGGCUCAAUUCCAAGUGAAAUUGGGAAGCUGGAAUCACUCAGUGAAUUAGAUCUUUCUGAGAACGAGCUCUCUGGCCAUAUUCCUUCUACCAUUGGCAACUUGAGUAAGCUUAGUUUGCUAUAUUUGUACGCGAAUCUGUUCAAUGGCUCAGUUCCAAGAGAAAUCGGGAGGCUGGAAUCACUCACUUAUUUAAGUCUUCAUGAUAAUAAGCUCUCUGGCCAUAUUCCUUCUACCAUUGGCAACUUGAGUAAGCUUAGUGUGCUAAAUUUGUACAAGAAUCAGCUCACUAGCUCAGUUCCAAGUGAAAUCGGGAAGCUAGAAUCACUCAUUAAAUUAGCUCUUUAUGAUAAUAAGCUCACUGGCUCAAUUCCAAGUGAAAUUGGGAAGCUGGAAUCACUCAGUGAAUUAGAUCUUUCUGAGAACAAGCUCUCUGGCCAUAUUCCUUCUACCAUUGGCAACUUGAGUAAGCUUGAGGUGUUAUCUAUGUUCACGAAUCUGUUCAGUGGCUCUCUUCCCGUAGAGAUGAACAAUCUCACGCAAUUAACGAAUCUGCAUUUGGGUGAUAAUAAUUUCACUGGCAACCUACCUCCCGAUGUAUGCCAGGGUCGUGUGCUUGUAAGAUUUUCUGUGCAUUCUAACUUCUUCACUGGGCCCAUUCCACGAAGCCUGAAGAAUUGCUCAACUCUAUUUAGAGUCAGGCUUGAAUACAACCAACUCACUGGAGACAUAUCAGAUGCUCUCGGCAUAUACCCAAAUCUAAAUUAUCUUGAUUUGAGUAAUAAUGAGCUCCACGGAAUGCUCCCUGCAAGAAUUGGGCAAUACAACAAUUUGACCCUCUUGAGAAUGUCCAACAACAAAAUCUAUGGGGCUUUACCUUCUGAGCUUGGAAACAUGAAAAAGCUUACAAUCCUCGACCUCUCGACAAAUAAUCUUUCUGGGGGAAUCACAAAAGGCCUUGCAAAACUAAAGGAACUUAUUAAACUUUUAUUGGAGAAUAACAAACUCACGGGGAGCAUUCCUCCUGAGAUUGGGAUGAUUUUGACUUUGCAAAAUCUAAGCCUCUCUAAGAACAGACUAGUGGGCCCCAUCCCUAAGCUACUCGGGAACUGCAUCGACCUGUUGUCCUUGAACUUAAGUGGGAAUGAAUUGCAUGACAGUAUUCCCAUCGAGAUAGGUAGUCUACGAUCUCUAGAAAUCCUUGAUCUUAGUGGAAACUCCUUGGUUGGAGAAAUACCGGAGCAGCUUGGACGGUUGCAGAGUUUAGAGACCCUAAACCUCUCACACAACAAUCUCUCUGGUGAGAUUCCAUCAACUUUCAAUGAUAUGGCAGGUUUGAAAAUAGUUGAUGUCUCCUAUAACCAGUUGGAGGGUCUGAUACCCAAUAGUACAGCAUUCCAUAAUGCUUCAAUCGAUGUUGUGAGAGAUAAUAAAGGCUUAUGCGGAGGAAUUGUAGGUCUUAAGCCAUGUCCUUUGGAGAAGGGAAACGGAAAGUUGUUGGUGAUUUUGCUCCCUAUAAUUGCUAUUCUACUUCUUUUUAUGGUCACUUUUGGAUUUUGGCACACUAUGAUUGGUCGGACCAAAAGAAAUGUGGAGGACCAAUUGGUCUCUACUAAUGGGAAUUUGUUUGCAAUAUGGAGCUACGACGGAGUAAUAGUGUACGAGAACAUCAUCGAAGCCACCGAGGAAUUCGACUCAAAGUACUGCAUUGGGUCUGGAGCAUACGGGAGUGUUUACAAGGCAAGGUUGUCGACCGAUCAGAUUGUUGCGGUGAAGAAAUUCCAUAUUAUGCCAAACGAAGACACAGUUGGCACUACUGAGAGAGCAUGGCAGAAGGCUUUCAAGAGCGAAAUCCGAGCUUUGACAGAGAUCCGACACCGUAACAUUGUCAAACUAUAUGGCUUUUGCUCAUCGCCGAGGUACUCUUUUCUUGUGUACGAGUACUUGGAAGGUGGGAGCCUAGAAAAUCUUUUGAGCGACCAUGAGACUGCAGCAAGAUUUGGGUGGCUUGAGCGCAUGAAUGUGGCAAGAGGCGUGGCAGAUGCACUGUGCUACAUGCACCAUGACUGUUCUCCAGCUUUAAUUCACCGCGAUAUUUCUAGCAAAAAUAUUCUUCUCGAUGUGGAGUAUGAGGCCCAUGUCUCGGACUUCGGGACAGCAAGAUUUAUGAAACCAGAUUCAUCAAAAUGGACUUCAUUUGCCGGCACAUUUGGAUAUGCCGCUCCAGAGCUUGCAUACACCAUGGAGGUAAACGAGAAGUGCGAUGUCUACAGUUUUGGAGUCUUAACCCUAGAGUUAAUCAUGGGAAGACAUCCGGGAGAUCUCAUAUCAUCCUCUCUUAGUAGUGUUUAUCAUAUGCAACUCAAGGAGAUAUUGGACCAGCGUAUUCCAUAUCCCAAAGAUGAAAUUAUGGCUGAUUUGAUUUCUAUCCUAGAUAUAGCAUUUUCGUGCUUAAGCUAUAGAUCAAAGUCCCGUCCCAGUAUGAAGCAAGUUUCUCAAGGUUUAUCCACUCGAAGAUCCAACACGCCUGAUUAUUCUUGGGAGAUCAAACUUGGAGAAUUGUUCAAUUUGAGAGGCUUGAUUUUGUGAAAGUUUCCUCGUUAACCCAUUCAAAGGUAUUGAUAUAUUUAUUGUCUUAGUACGUAUAGUAACUGCACUUUCUUAUUCGGAAUAGCAAAUCUUUGGACAAGUUGAUCUUUACACUGAACAUAGCAGUUUCAUGUCUAAGCUGCAGCCAAAAUUCACAUCCAAGUUCGCAACAAUUUUAUCGAUGUCUACAUGCUCGAAGAUCCACCAUGGCUGACUGGUUCUUGGAGAUCAAUCUAGGAGAAGUAUUAAGUUAAUUUCAGGGACUCGAGUUCGCGAAACUUUGAUCUUGUAUGUAGUUUCUUUGCUACUUAAUUAAUGAUGGAACCCAUUCCGUGCAAGGAUCUUGUAAUUUUUCCAUUUCCUCUGGUACUGUUUUCUCCAAGCUUCCUCUCAGUCGUAUUGUCAUGUUGGUGAUUAUAACGUAUCGAUAGGCAUAUACAAUGUCGAUAUACAUAUCUUCUAUUGCAUUUCAUAUAUUUCAAUAAUAGUAGAGGUGUUGCCUGCA
Molecule: messenger RNA, 3962 nt
Organism: Punica granatum (pomegranate)
Lineage: Eukaryota; Viridiplantae; Streptophyta; Magnoliopsida; Myrtales; Lythraceae
Source: RefSeq, a predicted model, not a curated record